AUGAAGAGGGGCGGCGGCGGGGGUUUCGCGGGCGAGGUCGAUAAUUCAAGGCGCAUCCGGCGGCCGUCAACGGGUCCGAUGGGCAACAUCAGUGCGACGCCCGACACGGCAUCUCGACCUCCCCUGGCCCCCCUCCUCUCUCGCAUCGUCGUCUGUCGUCGUCCACCAGGACCCGGGAACGGCCGGGAAGCACACUUCACCGAUACCACCUCUAUCCAGCACCACCAACCACCGUCACGCGGAACUUGA
Messenger RNA from Colletotrichum orchidophilum, 249 nucleotides. RefSeq lists its product as uncharacterized. NCBI's taxonomy places the organism in Eukaryota, Fungi, Ascomycota, Sordariomycetes, Glomerellales, Glomerellaceae. The record is from RefSeq and is a predicted model, not a curated record. Bases 1 to 249 code for a protein of 82 amino acids. The transcript has a single exon.